Molecule: messenger RNA, 3528 nt
Organism: Parasteatoda tepidariorum (common house spider)
Lineage: Eukaryota; Metazoa; Arthropoda; Arachnida; Araneae; Theridiidae
Source: RefSeq, a predicted model, not a curated record
UGCUUCUUCUUUCUUAGGAAGAAGAAACUGAAUCCUUGAGUAAUGACUGCGGUAUUAUAAUACCAAGUGUGCCAAAAUGUGACAAAUAUACAUAUUUUAGAGAUGGAAAACGAAAAAUAGAUUAUGUGCUCGUGUACGAAGAAUCCACCGAUGACAAGCCUUUACCAAAAGGUUUUGCGCAGAAAACGCAUAAGCAUGAAGCAUGGAGGAAAAAAUUUAUGGCAAAUUUAGUGAAAGCAGGACUUCACAUGGAAGAAGAAACUGUGGAAAGUGAAAGCAGCGUAAUUCACUUCAUUAAAUUGUCAGCACCAUGGCCAGUUCUGGUUCUCUACGCUGAACAACUGUGCAUGCGUGCACCCCUUCAAGCACAUCCGAAUCCUAGUCACAACUGGUCCGAACAUAUUCUUCGAUUUCUUUACAUUCCAAAUAUAAUGAAAGAAGACGUUCCUAACAAACCAUUAGAUUACUACACGUGCGCCUUCAAGAAAUCAAAACUUGACAAAUUUUUAGGUAGUGAUAACCAAGAUGACUAUUUUAGUCGUACACAGAGAAUUCGUAUUGUUUAUGCCAUUUUACAAACAGCUGUCUACGGGAAAAGAAGAAGAGCACAAAUAGGAAUAGACAGGCUAACAGAAGAAGGAGCAUACGCUGCAGCCUUUCCACUUCAUGACGGCCCCUAUCAUCUUCCUGAUCGGCCUGUUGCACCAGAAAAUCUGAAUAAGCGCCAAAUCCUUUACAAUUACUGGGCAAGAUGGGGAAAGUGGUACAAAUACCAACCACUGGACCACAUUAGAGAAUAUUUUGGUGAAAAAAUAGGAAUAUAUUUUGCUUGGUUGGGUUUCUACACUGGAUGGCUUUUUCCUGCUGCUGUCGUGGGGUUUGCUGUUUUCCUCUACGGCGUACUGACGAUGCAUAAUGACACACCAUCGAAUGAAGUAUGUGACAGCAAGAAUACAUUCUUGAUGUGCCCAAGAUGCGAAGAGAGCUAUGGCUGUGCUUACUGGUAUCUCAGUGAUAUAUGCAUGUUUAGUAAACUCUCAUACCUGUUCGAUCAUCCCGGAACCGUUUUCUACGCCGUCUUUGUCUCUUUCUGGGCUGUUUCUUUUUUGGAAUAUUGGAAGAGGAAAAGCGCCAGUCUUGCACACCAUUGGGAUUGCAUGGAUUUUGAAGAAGAAGAGGAGAGGCCUCGUCCAGAAUUUGCAGCUAAGGCUCCCUGUGUUGAACGAAAUCCAAUUACAGGAAUUAAAGAGCCAUCUUUUCCCACAUCUAUCAGGUACAAGAGAAUAGCAAUUGGAUCAGGUGCUAUACUCGUGAUGAUGGCCUUAGUUAUGAUAUUCAUCGUUGCUGUUAUCAUUUAUCGCAUUUUGGUGUCUAUAUUUCUAUUUAGAACGGACACUUUUAGGGGAGCAGCAUCACUGAUAGCGAGUUCCACCGGAGCUGUUGUCAAUCUACUUCUGAUUAUGGCUCUUGGGAGAGUCUACGAAAAAUUAGCUCUGACGUUGACUCAGUGGGAAAUGCACAGAACUCAAACUGAUUUUGAUGACAACUUGACAUUCAAAGUAUUCAUCUUUCAGUUUAUCAACUUCUACUCUUCAAUAUUUUACAUUGCAUUUUUUAAGGGAAGAUUUGUUGGAUAUCCUGGAAAUUAUAAGAAGAUGUUAGGACUUAGGAGUGAGGAGUGUGGUAACAGCGGCUGUUUAAUGGAACUGGCUCAGCAGUUGGCGAUCAUCAUGAUUGGAAAACAAGUAAUAAACAAUGCUCAAGAAAUUUUGCUACCAAAAAUGAAAGCAUGGUUCCAUAGAAAAAGGACAAAGCUGGGUUCAGCCAUAAAGCUAGCAAGAUGGGAAGAAGAUUAUCAGCUGAUUGAAAAUGAAGGGCUGUUCCAAGAAUAUCUAGAAAUGGUUCUUCAAUUUGGUUUCAUCACCAUAUUUGUGGCAGCAUUUCCUAUAGCUCCUCUUUUCGCCUUAUUGAAUAACUGGGUAGAGAUUCGACUGGAUGCGCAGAAAUUUGUAUGCGAGACCCGUAGAGUGGUUGCUGAACGAGCACAAAACAUUGGAAUUUGGUUCAGCAUUCUAGAGCUUUUAGCUCACCUAGCUGUUAUAAGUAAUGCAUUUCUCAUAGCAUUUACUUCAGAGUUUCUUCCGAAGUUAUUAUACGAGUAUGAAUAUAGCUGGGAUCUUAAAGGAUAUGUCAACUUUACUUUAGCCUGGGCUCCAAAUGGCACACUAACUCAAGCAUGCAGAUAUUCAGAUUUUAGAGAUGAAAACGGAAAUUUAACAACAUUUUACUGGAGAUUAUUAGCCCUACGUUUUGGCUUCGUGAUACUUUUUGAGCACAUCGUUUUUACAGUGUGCCGUUUAAUCGACAUGUUAGUGCCAGAUAUUCCAGAGGCCCUUGAACUGAAGAUCAAGCGAGAAAGAUAUCUCGCAAAACAAGCUUUAGCCGAUUCCGAUACCAUCAUGAAAGUUGCUCAGAGACGAGACGACGAAGACGAGGAAGAUGACGAGGAAGCUUUGAGACAGGGCACCGCAUCAUUUGGCCAAAAUGAUCAGUCCAGUUUUCAAACUUGAUAGCCUACCUAUAAGACAUUCCUUGAACGUGGAAUCUUUUGUCUGAAGAGAAGAUGGCGAGGAAAUCUCACCUAUUUAUCCUCACAAAAUGAUAGUAGAAGAAGAUUGGCGAUGAAAUACUUCACGUCUGUGAGUCUUGACAAAACAGAUUUUCUCUGGUUCUAUUAACCCCUGUGAUACCGCUGCUGACCUUUGUGUUCCAGUUUCUCAAAUUAUCCUGUGAUGCCACUCAUCUUGAAAUAGUAAAGCAAUUCCUGCUUUUGAUUCGUGUGUGUGUUUAUGACUGUUGUUUGAAAUACUUCUGCAAUUUAAUAUGAGCUAACUUCGAGUUGGGAUAUUUUUAUGAGAAUAUCCAACUUAAAUUUUCCUUCGCGUCUUUCAAAAUGCUUAUUCAAAGUAUAACUGUUUAAUCUUUAUUUUUCUCUGGUGUAAAAUAUGUGCUUUAAGCGUUCAACUUUGUCGUUUAGCUUCAUCUGUUUGCAUUAUUUUCCAAACUGUUGAUUUGGCGUUUAUUCAAAUACCUUCAACUUCCUAGAAACACAAACGUAAUUACACUUAUUGAAAUGUCAGGUGUUAUUUAAUUAAAUCAGGCAAUAAAAAUUAAAACAAGCAAUAAAAAUUAAAUAAUUUCUUUAAAUUUAAUUAAGCUAGAGACCAACAAUAUCCAACAAAAACUGCACAACUUGAAAAAUUAAUUAUUAAGAAGAGGUAUGGUAUGAGAGAAAGACCCUUAAAUUUUCACUUAAAAUUUAUGACAUCAAUACUUUUCGACGCAGUUCUGUUUGCCUAUUUUUAUUCGUUUACAAUACUCUAAACAGAACUUUAUUGAAUAAUUUUAAUCAUUGUCAGAUGAUAUGAUCGGUACACUCACUAAAACUCACUUUUGGUUUAAAAGUGCUCCUCACAGACGACAAGUAUAGAAUUUCGAUUGGAAUCAACUUUGAACUUCCUGCCUCCU